This is a messenger RNA of Chara braunii, 1442 nucleotides long. NCBI's taxonomy places the organism in Eukaryota, Viridiplantae, Streptophyta, Charophyceae, Charales, Characeae. The record is from the annotation of a GenBank genome assembly.
GGCGGGAGGAUGAGAGAGUGAGACUGAUCUACUCCAACAUGGAUGGUGAUAUAUAUGAUCAGUUCGGAGAGUACAUUGAUAGGAAGGUCCCUGGCGGAGCAAGGGCGGAAGCCCAGAGAAGGGUGGCUGCACGACAAGCGCCGCCUGCCACGUUCAGGUUAUGGCAGGAGAAAGAGGACCCACCAAUUAGAGUAGAAGAGGUGGGAAGUGAUGAGGAAGUGACCCAGAGGCUACGGGCAGGAGAUAUAAAAGAAGAGCCCAUAGUCGUCGAGUCAGAGGACGAGAAUGAAAAGGAGAAAGUAGAGCCCCCGUCAGUCCUGCUGGGGAAGAUGGAAGACCUAUUGGGGAAGGCGCCAAACGGAUAUGAACAGAAGGCAAAACUGGUCCUCAAACCCUUCGAAGAAGAGGAUCCAUGGGGCAAUAAAGAUGUCCAGUGGAUGAUGAAGUUGGCAUUGGCAGGCUCGCAUAGUCAAGUGGAGGAAAUGAGGACAAUAGAGGAAGGACCUGAACAGGUAGAAAGACACGAAGAGUUGAUGGGAGGGCUGUAUCUCCUCGUCAAUACCCUUCUGCAAGGAGACUUUGGUCAGAUAGGCUCGUUGAAUCCGGCUGGGAAUGAGGAUGUGAUGCCAGAGAGCCAGGAUGACGAGUUUGAGGAAGAGGAGAUCAAAGAGACAUUCCGUGCAGAGGAGUAUGAUGGAAUCUACCUGGAGCGGGGACUUCUCCUAUCAUGCGAAAUGCGGGAUAGGGAUGUGAGCGAUAGGGCCCAAAAGAUGAGGGAACGUUACUUGGAGGGCGCAAGCUUGUUUUCACCUGAGCAGAGGCUAGAGGAGCCUCCUGAUAGAGAGAUGGGGACUGCGGUAGAGGGCGUCAUCGAGGGCAGGCCCCAGAGGUUGGAUACGCCCGAGUAUAGACCAGAGGGGGUUGGGUUACUACCUCGGCCUAGUACUCAAGAGUUGGAGAUGGGACCUGAGGAGUCUAUGGACGUGCCUCAGAGUUACGAGCUGGGCAGGGAGACCAGCGAGGCGCCUUCGUCACCAGGAUCUCAGAGGGAUGAGAAGUUCAGGAAGUGGUUUGACGCAUCCUGCUUCUUUUGCGAAAAAGAAGGUCAUCGAGCCCUGCAGUGUCCUAAGUUCUUGAAGGACCUUGCUUAAGGGAAGGUUACAGAAAACCGCAGAAGGAUGCAUGAUAGACAGGGUAGAGUAGUAGAGUGAUCUGUCGAUGGAGGUAGGGCUCAGUUAUAUAGACAGAACCAAGAGGAGAUGGGUGAGUAGGGAUUGGUUCAUCUAAGUAAGGGCAAAUUUUUUUAUUUCUUUUUUACCUUAGAAUCUACUAGGAGGUUUGGAUACCUAUGCAGUUGAGUGUACAGAUGGGGGACUGCAACAUAGGAUGGUCAUUGAGAUUAGGGCGGGUAUACUGAGUGACAAUAAAAUUCUUGGUUGUUU